Messenger RNA from Electrophorus electricus (electric eel), 3579 nucleotides. It is a transcript of the gene mknk2a, whose product is annotated as MAPK interacting serine/threonine kinase 2a. Gene Ontology annotation, molecular function: ATP binding; protein kinase activity. Gene Ontology annotation, biological process: protein phosphorylation. The record is from RefSeq and is a predicted model, not a curated record. Lineage: Eukaryota; Metazoa; Chordata; Actinopteri; Gymnotiformes; Gymnotidae.
GUCUAUGGUGUGUCAACGUCCUCUACACUAUGCUGUAUAAAAUAAACUCUCCGCCCCAACAGCUGAGUUGUCCAACCAUAUGUUAUAUAUUCUAAGACGCUGCAACAGCCACACUAACCUGCAAUUGUUUUAGCAAAGCAACACUUAAGAGGCAGUUAUUGACCGACGGUAGGUGGGUGCAACGCCUGAACGCUGCAACUUCGUGGCUGGUUAACGGGGCCACUUUGGUGACUCACUGCUGAAUCUGAUUGAGGAGCUACUGUUCAACCAGCCGAACAGCAACACUAAGAUCAGCAGAUUUAAAAUGGUGCAAAACAAAACAACAGAAAUCAUGGGAUUCCACAACACUCUUAAGAGUGAAAACCAUUUUGAGAUGGAUAAAUUCAUCAAAAGGGAGUCCCAUCUGCGCAAAGAUUUAUUUGAUUUAAGUUGCCCACCAAGACCUGAUAUGUCGUCCAGCCAACCUAUAGACAUCCCAAACGCCAAGAAGAGAAACAAGAAGAAAAAAAGGUGCAGAGCCACGGAUAGCUUCACGGGACGCUUUGAAGAUGUUUACAGGAUACAUGAUGAGGUUCUUGGAGAAGGAGCUUAUGCAGUUGUGCAGGCGUGCACCAAUCUGGUCACCGGCAAAGAAUAUGCGGUUAAGAUCAUAGAGAAGAGGCCAGGGCACAGCCGGAGCCGGGUGUUUAGAGAAGUGGAGAUGCUUUAUCAGUGCCAAGGCCAUAGAAAUAUUCUGGAACUGGUUGAGUUCUUUGAAGAAGAUGAGAAAUUCUACUUGGUGUUUGAGAAAUUGAGAGGAGGUUCUGUGUUGACGCACAUUCACAGGAGACAGCAUUUCGGUGAACAGGAAGCUAGCAUCGUGGUACAGGACAUCGCCAGUGCUCUGGACUUCCUACACAGCAAAGGAAUGGCGCAUCGGGACCUUAAGCCAGAGAACAUCCUUUGUGAGCACAGUGACAGGAUUUCUCCAGUGAAGAUCUGCGACUUUGACCUGGGCAGUGGGAUCAAACUGAACGACGACCGCUCACCCAUCUCCACUCCCGGCCUCCUGACUCCAUGUGGCUCAGCUGAGUACAUGGCCCCUGAGGUUGUAGAGGCCUUCAGUGAGGAGGCCAGCAUCUACGACAAGCGCUGUGACCUCUGGAGCCUGGGGGUCAUCCUUUACAUCAUGCUGAGUGGAUACCCACCCUUUGUGGGCCACUGCGGGACUGACUGCGGCUGGGACUGGGGAGAGCCCUGCUACGCCUGUCAGCACAUGCUAUUUGAUAGCAUUCAGGAAGGAAAGUAUGAGUUUCCAGAGAAAGACUGGGCUCACAUCUCCCCUGCAGCCAAAGAUCUGAUUUCCAAGCUGUUGGUGCGGGAUGCCAAGAGUCGGCUGAGUGCAGCACAGGUGCUGCAGCACCCAUGGGUACAAGGGUCUGCUUCAAAUGCAGUGAUGACAUCCAUCCGGCACCAAAGGGGUGGUAGUGCCCAGGACCUGACGUUCUUCGCUAGUCAGGCAGUGGCCAUGAACAGGCAGCUGGGCGAGCAGGACGAAAGCACGGCGCAGGAAGACAAGGCGGGCCUGUCCUCUUCACCUUCCCCCUCUUCCUCCCCCUUCUCUCCCCUGCUCCUCCCUGGGAGCCUCAGCUCCAUUCCUCUGUUGGUGCUCUCCAAGUCACGGCUGGCCCAGCAGCGUCGGACGAACAGCCAGCCCCGGGGUCCUGUGUGUGCCACCGAGCUGCAGCAGCUCCUCGCUCCACUGGUUGUCGUGGGAGACUGUGCCUGACCACCACGUCCCACUAUAAACAUGCACACACACAUCCCACCCCUUCAUGUGCAAAGCCAUUACUGGACACUCCAGCUGGCAGUCAGUUAAACCUUCAGGCUUAGUUGCAUCGUAGCAGAGGUGGGGAUAUUGGAAGCUCAUGGCCAGAGGGACCUAGAUAGUUGUAAUACUUACCCAAAGCAUAGAUCUCGGACUGCUGUGGUAGUGUCAGUCUUGGAAUGAGACGGGAGUGAACCUGUCUGACGAUGUUGGAGUCUGGGUUCUUGAAGUCUGUUAAAGACAAAAAGCUUCAGAAACAUGCUGAGAAACCAAAGGUGCACAUGUAGCACUGCUUCCUUGUGUGUUUGACUGGAUUCUAUGUCUGCCCAGCAGAACUGUUGUGCUUAUGCGACCUUUGAGACCUGUAUCUUAUUUGUUCUUCCCUAGACAGGGAUGCAGGCCGACCACAUUGGUCAAGUUAAUCACUUCUUUUUUUGAUGUUUUUGAAAUGGAAAACUGAAAUCUGUUAUCCAGGUAAAUGGUUAUCCAGGGAAGAUGGUACAAAUUGUAUCUUUUAUAGCAUCUUAUGGGUUUUUUAAUUUACAUGUUGCAUAUGAAUCAAGUGUCCGUCAUUGCAGCAGAUACUGCCAUGUUUUCAAUUGCUGCCUCAGGGCCUCUAAGAGGAGCUAAAUCCAGAUUUAAGGUGUAUGGAGGAAUUAUGACAUUUGGAGCACAACUUUUGUUUUUGUGUAGUUUCUUUGGGUUUCAAAGUCCAAUUGUUGCUCUUUUUGUGUUUGCUGCUUUCAAAAAGGCUGGACAAAAAGGUACUCCCCUGACUUCUGGUCUAGCCAGACCACUGUGGGCACUGAUUGCAUGAUUGGAUCUUUACCCCUCUGCUGGGCUGCCUUUAAUUUUAGAUUAACCUUCCCUUCAGUUUCUUUUGCAGAUCAGUCAUUAUUAAGCAUUCAGUGAUUGAAAUGCACAUACAUGAAGGAGUUGGGGAGCGCUCCAGCAAUAAUGCACAUUGAUUUCCUUUUGAAAUGAGCUGCAGCUUAUACCAAGCAACACAAUUGGCACACUAAGCAGAAAGUCUGCAUGUCACUGUUUUAAUUGACAUUGACCAAGUUGAAUACUGCAAUAAUUAAAAUGCUUAACACCAUGGGAUUUCAUUCUGGACUCCAUUACCUGUUUGUAUUUGAGCACUUUGAAUAUGGUGUUUGAGAGAGUGAUUUUUAAAGCCAAAACUCAGUUAAUGUUUUCUGCAUAGAUGAACACCCAUAUUUGUGCCCAUGGUGUGUGUUCUCUCUUCCUUACUCCUGUCUUCACCAGCAUUUCUGUUUAUAUGUUUAUCUUUUAUUUGUUUUUAAAUGGUUCAGUUUAUUGGACAUGUGGGGGCAAAGAGCCUAAAAUGUUAUGGUUUUUACAUUUUUUGCUGUUUUCUUCAGAGUGUAAGUACUUUUGAGCGAGGACAGUUUGAACAGAACGCUUGUUUUUGUUUACUUUGCAUAGUUGAGAUGUCUGCAUAUAUCUUAAUGUUUGACAAUGCUUUUACAUUUUAUCUUGUUUGAUGAUGAUGAUGAUGAUGAUGAUGAUCCAGAAAACACUGAGCAUCAAACGUUGCACAGCCUGACACUGGCUGACCAGCCUGAUGAAAAUGUCAGCACUUGGCCUGUGGAGGCCCUGAAGGCUCCUCUGCCUCUUGAAGGGCUGUGCCACUGCACUUACUGCUGCCUUGUGAUGUUUUAACAGAUGUUCCAUUUUAUUAAGCAUUUUGUCUUAUAAUAAGACUCUUAUGCAUAAAUGGUUGUCCUCAUGGUUUUUGAGGAACUGGC